UUGAUUUUGAAGAAUUCAUGGACGGUGCGCAUGCGCAUUCGAAACAGAUGAUGAACAUAUGUUGUUUGUCGAUGCAUAUUCAUAUUGCAUAUUGUUGAUUGUUGCAUAUUAUUCGCCGCUAUCGCUGUCGACUCGUACCGCAUAGAUAGAAAUUAGAAAUAGAAUUAAAGAAGGACACCGGAAGGGCACACACGUGUUGUUAGUGAAAUUGAAAUAAGAUGUGAUGUCAUUUCAAGAUGGAAGCAAACGUGAAUCGUCUUCUAGAAGAAAUAAAGUCUUCAACGAGUCAGAUACAACUCCCAGAAGGCACCGGUAACAGUGAAAAAGACAUAAUCCGCGUUAUUUCGCUAUGUGUUCAAUCUCUUACCGAAGAUUCGAGAUACAACGACAAGUGGUUCACGUUAAUCGAUAGUGUAAUUGAUCGAUUAUGGGAGAAACUGAACACCGGAAAAUGGCAAGAUGUUUUCGAAAGUCACCGACACCUGUAUGCAUUCGCCUCCUACAUAAAGACCGGUAUCAUUCUAAGAAGAGUUAACGAUCAAUCCGAUUCCUCGAAAAUUUCGAGCAUUCUGACCGAUGCUAUCAAAGCCACCGAUAUGGGUCUAUUGAUGGGUAGUUCGAUGCGUAAAGAAUUAUCUCACGUGGCUAAUGAAUUAUGUCGAUUGAUUCAUUCGGUUUCAGAUUAUCAAGACUGUCCGGAAACGAACUCGUUUCCGAAAGCAGAUAAUACCGAAGUUGAACUAAGAGGCGAAGCAAUUCCGGUCGUUGUUUGUCCUUCGAUAGAGUCGUUUUCUAAAAACUAUUUCAAUCCUCGUAAACCAGUUAAAUUGAAAGGUUGUAUAGAACAUUGGCCAGCGUUACAGAAAUGGUCUAAUGUGAAGUAUAUUCUCGAAAAAAUCGGACCCAGAACUGUACCAGUUGAAAUCGGUAGCAGCUACACUUCUUCCGAAUGGUCUCAAAAGCUGAUGACCGUACGUUCGUUCAUCGAAACAUACAUGCUCAAAAAUAAUACCCCAGUCGGAUAUAUUGCUCAACAUCAGCUCUUCAAUCAAAUCGUAGAAUUACUCGAUGAUAUUCGCGAACCGGAGUACUGCUGUUUAUCCGACACUUACGAAAAAAGCAGCGACGGUGUCGAUGUAAAUGCUUGGUUUGGUCCCGCUCAUACGGUUUCACCGAUGCAUUACGAUCCCAAACAUAAUCUACUAACGCAGAUCGUCGGAUCUAAAGCUAUUCUACUGGCGGAUCCGAAAUACAACGAUGAUAUUUAUCCUUACGAAGAUGCUUUAUUGUUCAAUACGUCUCAGGUUGAUCCUGAGCAUCCGGACUUCGAUCAGUUUCCCAAAUUUAAAGAUGUUCAAUUGAUGCAAUGUGUUUUAGAACCAGGUGAUAUGCUUUACAUACCUCCAAAAUGGUGGCACCAUGUACGUUCGUUGAGUGCGAGCUUCUCAGUAAGCUUUUGGUGGAAGUAAUGUACUAAAGUUGACGGAAUGGAAUUGUUUAUCUCACGUUGUGGAGUCGCGACUCUCUAGAAGAGAAAAAUAUCUUCAUACCGUCGAAAUGACAGGAAGAAAAUCUCGAUCGAUAUUUUUCAAUUCUAUUGUAAAAAAUUCGGUUUCACUUCGCCAUAACUUGAACUACUAGUACUUAACUACGAAUGUUGACACGAUUUUGAGCAGUUGCAUUUUCGACGGUACUACAGCGUUUCAUUCUGGGUGAAUUUAGCUCUAAUUCAA
Messenger RNA from Planococcus citri (citrus mealybug), 1733 nucleotides. It is a transcript of the gene JMJD5, whose product is annotated as Jumonji domain containing 5. Gene Ontology annotation, cellular component: nucleus. Gene Ontology annotation, molecular function: histone H3K36 demethylase activity. The record is from RefSeq and is a predicted model, not a curated record. Lineage: Eukaryota; Metazoa; Arthropoda; Insecta; Hemiptera; Pseudococcidae. The coding region runs from base 237 to 1469 and encodes 410 amino acids. The transcript is spliced from 8 exons.